Molecule: messenger RNA, 1173 nt
Organism: Plasmodium gallinaceum
Lineage: Eukaryota; Apicomplexa; Aconoidasida; Haemosporida; Plasmodiidae
Product: syntaxin, Qa-SNARE family, putative
Exons: 1
Coding region: 1-1173 (390 amino acids)
Biological process (GO): retrograde vesicle-mediated transport, Golgi to endoplasmic reticulum
Cellular component (GO): SNARE complex; endoplasmic reticulum
Source: RefSeq, a predicted model, not a curated record
AUGGAUCGCUUUGAUGAAUUCAUACAUUUGUGUAAAAAGUUUGAUAAAAAUGUGGAUUUCGUGAAAAGAGAAAAAAAAGAAAAGGAUUUUUUUCUGAUAAAAAGUAGUGAAAUAUAUACAAAAUUAUUUAGUAAUUGUGAAUAUAUAGAUAAUAAAACUUUAAAAAAAUAUGGAUUAUUUUUAAAAAAUAAAUACAUAAAAGAACAUAAAACAAAAAUAAAAAAUAAAGAUCAUUUAAUAUAUUCUAUAAAAAAAAUAUCAGAAAAUAUAAAAUUUUUAAAGCCACAAAUUGAAAUACAUAAACAUAUUUUAAAUUGUUUAAAUAAUUUGUUAAGCAUAUUUAUUGAUAUAAUUAAUAAAUAUGAACAUAAUUUAAAUAAUUAUCUUUUUAAGCUAAAUAAAUAUACUAAUUUUUAUUUUUAUGAUAUUCAAAGUAUCAAAUUUAAUUUUGAUUAUCUUAAUAAAUUAAAUAAUAUUAUAUAUUCUGAUUUUUAUAAUAAUCAGCCAAACGAGUUUAAUAUUGAUUCUUCUUUUGAAUGCUCUUCAUUUAUGAAAAACAAAAAACACAAUGAUUGUGGAAAUAAUAAAAGAGUAAAUUUAAAAAAUGAAGAUAAUAAUGAUGAUGAAAAGACACUGUUAAAUAAUGAAAAUUAUGUUAAUGAUAAAAGCACAAAGUUAAAUGAAAUUUAUAAUGGUGAUAAUAGUAAUAAAAAUUUAAGAAAAAGAGAAAGUAAUAAAAUAAAAUUUGAAAGGAAAGAUAAUAAUGAUAUAUAUAACAAAUAUAACUAUAUAGAAGAAGAGGAAGAAAAAAAAAAUGAUUGGAUGCAUAAUAAUAGUGUUUUUCAUGAUGAUUAUCCUUUAAAUAAUAAUCAAAAAUUAGAAUUUAAAAAAUAUGUUGACCUAUUUGAAAAGGAAGAAAAUACUUAUAUAAUGGAAACAAAAAAGAAAGUAGCAAAAAUAAGUAAUUUAAUGAAUGUAUUUGUUAAUAAAAUAUAUGAACAAAAUGAAAAUUUAAAAAUGAUUGAAAACAUAAUAGAAGAAAGUAUUGAAAAUGUAUCUCAUGGUAAUAUUUAUUUAAGCAAAAUUCAAAAGAAGAAAAAUUUAAAUUCUCUUAUAUUUUUUGUUUUAAUAUGUGCUUCUUUUUUCUUGUUUAUAUUUGAUUUUUUUAGAUAA